AUGUGCAUAGCUUUGUUUCUUUGGCAAGCCCACCCACUCUACCCUUUUCUUCUUUUGAAUAACAGAGAUGAAUAUCACAACAGACCUACGAAACCCAUGUCAUGGUGGGAAGGUAGUGAUAUACUGGGAGGAAGAGAUGAGAUAGCAGGAGGGACAUGGUUGGCUUGUUCGAGAGAAGGAAGAAUAGCUUUUCUUACCAAUGUUUUGGAGCUUCGUACCCUCCCCGAGGCUAAAAGUAGGGGAGAUUUGCCUGUCUCAUUUCUUAAGAGUAAAAAGAAUCCGAAAGAAUUUGCAGAGAGCUUAAAAAGAGAGGCUCAUUGUUACAAUGGUUUCAACUUAAUCGUGGCCGAUAUUUCAUCAAAAUCGAUGGUUUACAUCUCCAACAGGCCCAAAGGACAACAUAUUACUAUUCAAGAGGUUUCUCCCGGGCUGCAUGUACUUUCAAACGCGAAGCUAGACUCACCGUGGCAUAAGGCUCUGCGUCUUGAAAUGGGUUUCAAAGAACAACUUGUUAAAUAUGGGGAAGGUGAAAUACCUGUGAAGGAGGUAAUUCAAAAGUUAAUGAAGGACAAAACUAAAGCUGAAGAAAGUCGUCUACAUCAUGUAUGCUCUCUUGAUUGGGAAUUCAAUUUGAGCUCCAUUUUUGUUGAAGUAGAAACACCACUGGGUCUGUUUGGCACUAGGAGUAGUGCUGCGUUAAUUGUACGAUUAAGUGGGGAAGUAAGUUUCUUUGAGGCAUAUCUCGACGACGGCGUGUGGAAGGAGCAUGUUAUUGAUUUCCAUAUUCAAAAGUAGUUGUUGACAAAUGGGCAUAAAUAAAGCAGGCAUCCAUGUUUAAACGUUUUACAUACAGUGUUGUAUGUUGUACAUAGCAAUUAGUCUAUA
Messenger RNA from Gastrolobium bilobum, 885 nucleotides. RefSeq lists its product as uncharacterized. The coding region runs from base 1 to 795 and encodes 264 amino acids. Lineage: Eukaryota; Viridiplantae; Streptophyta; Magnoliopsida; Fabales; Fabaceae. The record is from RefSeq and is a predicted model, not a curated record. The transcript has 5 exons.